GCUGCACCGACAUCAUCGGGUCCCGCAAGCUCACCAAACUUACUUUGACUUACUCGACUUUCUUUUUCCACACACACACCUUCUCCACUCUUGCACCCUUUUUUCCGUGGUCGGGUCACUCGCUCUCAGUAGUAUUUAUACGCGCUAUAUCUUUAGCUGCUGAGGCGAUUGACUUCUCCCAUCACCUUCAAAAUGGCGUUUCGCUGGUACCAGGCAAAGCUUAGGACGUCGCCGUACUUGACGCAGAGUAUCACUACCGCGGUACUCUUCGCAACCGGCGACACAAUGGCCCAGCAAGGUGUCGAGCGCCGCGGUCUCGAUAAGCACGACCUCGCCCGUACAGGACGCAUGGCCGCCUACGGAGGAUGCAUCUUCGGCCCCGCCGCAACAAAAUGGUUCGACUUCCUCGUCAAGCGCGUAAACCUGCAAUCCACAAACGGCACGAUUCUCGCGCGCGUAGCCUGCGACCAGUUCCUCUUCGCGCCCUGCAACAUGGCCCUCUUCCUCUCCACCAUGGCCUACAUGGAAGGAAACUCGCCCGUCCAGCGCCUCAAGGACGCCUACCUGCCGGGCUACCAGAAGAACUUGAUGGUCUGGCCCUGGGUCCAGUUUACCAACUUCAAAUACGUGCCUCAGGAGAUGCGCGUCUUGGUUGUUAAUGUUAUUUCGCUCGGCUGGAAUUGCUAUUUGAGUAGCUUGAACUCGGCGGGUGGUACUAAGCCGAACCCGCCUGUGGGUAAGACGAAGGAGGGUGGGCAGUUGCCGCCUUCAUAGGUGGGCUCUUCGCUUGAGAGAAUGUGUAUUUGUGUGUAGGAGACGGUUGAUAUUGCGACAUUUGCCAGGGUUUUUGUUUGUUCAAGGGGGCUGCAACUAGACCGAAUGAUACCCUGGGCUAUGUGGUAGGGUUAUAUAGAAGAGUCAAAAAUCGAUUCAGUUGAGUGGUA
Alternaria rosae is the source of this 944-nucleotide messenger RNA. RefSeq lists its product as uncharacterized. The transcript has 4 exons. Lineage: Eukaryota; Fungi; Ascomycota; Dothideomycetes; Pleosporales; Pleosporaceae. Gene Ontology annotation, cellular component: membrane; mitochondrion; cytoplasm. Bases 193 to 774 code for a protein of 193 amino acids. The record is from RefSeq and is a predicted model, not a curated record.